GAAAUAUUUGUUUUUUACGUAUUUUAUUAGAAUUCUUGUCAAAGUGAAACUCUUCAAUUCGUAUUGUACAAAUACAUAUAGUUAAAAAGGUUUAAAAUUAUAAGGUUACAGAUUUUUGAGACAGACGAUACAAGCAUCAUGAGCGACAAAAUAAAGCAGCCAUUAAUCGAGACUUUUACACGUCUCUUCAAAAAAAAAUUCGAGACUUUUACAUGUGAAAUUUGUGUAGAAAAAAGAUCGUUGAGCCACCAAUUCCGCCACACCAACAAUUGUGUUCAUAAUAUUUGUUUUAUGUGCAUAGCCGGCCACAUUGAAGCAAAGCUUGAUGAGAAUAUAACUACCAUACACUGCCCAGAAUUGAAUUGUGGAAAAAUCCUAAUUCCUCUGGAAUGCCAGCCGAUAAUUCCACCUUCGCUCUUCGUGAAGUGGUGCGAUUGCCUCUGCAGAUGGUGUGCUUCAGCCUACUCAAGCUGCUACUGCCCUUACCGGGAUUGCUCUGAGCUGAUCCUCAACGAGUGCAACGAGGCGACAACAAAAUGUGCGUGCCCCCGAUGCAAGAGGCUCAUUUGCUAUGCAUGUAACGUUCCGUGGCACGCGGGGUUUUGGUGCAGCGAGACCUCCCAACAAAGGGACGCAAACGAUGUUCUAUUCGGUGCUUUGAUUGAGAGGAUGAAGUGGAGAAGAUGUCCUAAAUGUGGCACUCCCAUUGAGCUCAUUAGUGGCUGUGUUAACGUCAAAUGCAGAUGUGGCACAUAUUUUAGGCAUGACGGUUCACAACCCAUCGUCGACGGUGAAAUAGUUGCUGGUCUAGUUUUGAUAUUACUACUAUUUUUCUUCAUUUGGAUGGCUGUAGUAUGUAUCACGUAGGCCGCUCGCAGUGCAUAAUAAAUGUGGAAUAAAUAAUUAUAGCAUUCUAAAAUAAA
Messenger RNA from Salvia miltiorrhiza (redroot sage), 923 nucleotides. RefSeq names its product E3 ubiquitin-protein ligase RSL1-like. NCBI's taxonomy places the organism in Eukaryota, Viridiplantae, Streptophyta, Magnoliopsida, Lamiales, Lamiaceae. Gene Ontology annotation, biological process: ubiquitin-dependent protein catabolic process; protein polyubiquitination; positive regulation of proteasomal ubiquitin-dependent protein catabolic process. The transcript has 3 exons. The coding region runs from base 139 to 867 and encodes 242 amino acids. Gene Ontology annotation, molecular function: ubiquitin protein ligase activity; ubiquitin conjugating enzyme binding. Gene Ontology annotation, cellular component: cytoplasm; ubiquitin ligase complex. The record is from RefSeq and is a predicted model, not a curated record.